GUCUGCUAUCUUCAUGCCUAAUUGCAUGCUGAAAGACGCUGAAUUUUUGUGAGUUUCCGAAUGGUUUUUCUAACGAGUAAUUUGCUGUAUUCCGGUGGGAAGUUUAUAAGGAAACACUUUCGCCCACACUUCCUGGACAGCCUUCGAUUGACCGUAACUGGAGGACAUGGUGGGAAUGGUUUUCCCAAAAUUGGGGGUGUUGGAGGGCAGGGAGGGUGUGUCUAUUUUGUGGCCAAGGAAGGAUAUACCCUGAAGAAUGUGGUUAAAGCACAUUCAACAAAGCGCAUCAAGGCAGCAGCUGGGGAGGACAGUACAAAGGUGCGCCUUUUGGGAAGACGCGGCAAUGAUCAGAGAAUUUCUGUGCCGGUUGGCAUUACAGUCAUCGAUGAGACUGGGCGAAAAAUUGGGGAUCUCAAUGAGGAGGGGAAGACAUUCACAGCAGCCGGUGGAGGGCCAGGUGGUUGCUCCGGGAACUCCUUCAUCGGUCAACCUGGUCAAUCGCGCACAUUGACGCUGGAUCUCAAAUUAAUUGCCGAUGCCGGGCUCGUUGGGUUCCCAAAUGCUGGGAAAAGUACAUUCUUGAAGGCAAUCUCCAAAGCAUCCCCAAAGAUUGCUUCCUAUCCAUUCACAACGAUAAAACCUCAACUGGGUAUUAUUGAGUACACAGACUACCGGCAAAUCUCCGUGGCAGACCUCCCGGGGUUGAUUGAGGGAGCCCACGCAAAUAUCGGAAUGGGGCACAAAUUCCUGAAGCACGUCGAAAGGACGAGAAUGCUAAUCCUCAUUGCGGAUAUUUUUGGUUUUCAGCUGAGUCCUCAGCAUCAGAAACGCACCUGCUUGCAAAAUGUCUACGCCUUGAAUCGAGAACUUGAACUGUACGAUCCCACAUUGCUGGAAAAACCUUCGAUACUGCUAAUCAACAAGUUGGAUCUUGAGGGAGCUUCUGAGGAAUUUGAGAGGAUUCAACCCAAUCUCCAUCGGCUUGAGGAGCAAGUUGCGGAAUGCCCAGAAGAGAUUCGACCGAGGAAACUUCUCAAUUUCGAACGAAUCCUCCCUAUUUCGGCGAAAGAAGGAAUGGACAUUGAUCGGGUUGUUGCCAACAUUCGAGAAGUUCUCGAUGAAGCUGCCGAAGAGGAUGUCCUGGAGCCGGAUUUAGAGAGAUUGACGAGAAAAAAUCGUGAGUACGGCCCCAAAGUUGUUUAGAAAUCAAAAAUAUCUCUUUUAUUAUGAA
Messenger RNA from Lutzomyia longipalpis, 1231 nucleotides. Its product is annotated as GTP-binding protein 10 homolog. The transcript is spliced from 3 exons. The record is from RefSeq and is a predicted model, not a curated record. NCBI's taxonomy places the organism in Eukaryota, Metazoa, Arthropoda, Insecta, Diptera, Psychodidae. The coding region runs from base 61 to 1203 and encodes 380 amino acids. Gene Ontology annotation, molecular function: GTPase activity; GTP binding. Gene Ontology annotation, cellular component: mitochondrion.